CAACAUUUUGUCACACACAAUUGAAAGCCAUCAAACACAGUCAUCCUCACCACACAAACAUAUAUAUUCUCAGACAAAAAAAGGCCAUGGCCAUUAUAAUCACAAAAACAAUCUUGAUUUUCUUAUUUGUUACAAUAAUAUCAACCUCAACCAUAGAGGCACAGGCAAAUCCACCAAGCCGGCUAAUUGGAAUAAUACACGUCAACGGCACAUUAUAUUGUUCUACAAAUGGAGCUAAUAAUUCAAGUCCAUUUUUCCCUAAUGCUACGGUGCAAGUUGCGUGCACGGUGGACGUGAUAGCAAAUUCACCGUCAAAUAUGACAACGGAUAGUAACGGUGCAUAUCGGGUGGUUUUAAUCCCACGUCCGAAUGCCACCAUAAGCUCGAUAGUCUCCAAUUGUCGAGUUUUUGUGCUGACUCCACUUUCGAGCUGCAAUCGGGCCAUGCCGUCGAACGGGCUAGUUUCGGGCCUGCAAUUUGUGAGGACUGUCCCGAAUUUGUUCUGGUACAUAACCUAUAUGGUUGCAUCUGGUUUUGCACCAGAGGCUUAGGGGGUGAUGAAUUCAUUGUUUUGUAUGAAGAAAGUGUUUGGUAUGAAAUAUGAAUUAUGGUGGCUAAUUAAAUUACAUGUGAUGAUCGAAUGAGAAGUGCUUGGUAUGAAAUAUGAAUUAUGGUGGCUAAUUAAAUUACAUGUGAUGAUCGAAUGAGAUAAAUAUGAGGAAGUUGUAUGAACGAAUAAAAAUUGUUGGGUUUUUUUAAUCAGAAUAUUGUUGGAAAAUCAGUUUUAUAAAAUUGGGUUCACCCAAUUUUGACUGAUUUUUUUAUGGCUAAAUAUUUAAUUCGGAUUGAAUUAAAUUGUGUAAACAAAUUCUAUGUUUCGAAUCGAUACUCGGUAUAUUUAUUAUUGUAACAAAUAUUACGGUUGAGCUAGUCCUAAUUGUAAAAUCCUACACG
Striga asiatica is the source of this 954-nucleotide messenger RNA. NCBI's taxonomy places the organism in Eukaryota, Viridiplantae, Streptophyta, Magnoliopsida, Lamiales, Orobanchaceae. The record is from the annotation of a GenBank genome assembly.